CCUUAAUCUUGUUGAAGUCUUUCAUGUCAAAGCUCAAUCUUAAUCUUGUUUAGCGAAGAAAUUCAAAUUCUCAUUUCCAUUGAAAACCAUAAAACCCCGAUAAAACCCUAAUGCCCACGCCUUUCUGCUCUUUCUCUCUCAAAUCCAUUAUGAUCCAACUUUAAUUUUAAGUUUUUAUUGAAAAUUAGAAAAUUGAAAUGUCUGUAUUCAUAAAAUUAAUUGAGUAUUUUCAAUUUUCAUCAACUUAAAUCAAAAAGAAAAAAUUUCCAAAAAAGAAAGAGGGUAAUCAAAGAUGAGUCAACCCUCAGUGAUUCUUGCAACUGCUAGCUAUGACCACACCAUUCGAUUUUGGGAGGCUCAAACUGGUAGAUGCUAUCGUAAUAUUCAAUACCCAGAUUCUCAAGUUAAUAGGCUUGAAAUAACCCCAGAUAAGCGAUAUUUAGCUGCGGCUGGGAAUCCUCACAUUCGAUUGUUCGAUAUUAAUUCGAGCAACCCUCAACCGGUGAUGAGUUAUGAUUCUCAUACGAAUAAUGUUAUGGCAGUUGGGUUUCCAUCUAAUGGAAAUUGGAUGUAUUCUGGUUCCGAGGAUGGUACAGUGAAGAUAUGGGACCUCAGAGCUCCAGGCUGUCAAAGGGAAUAUGAAAGUCGCGCUGCUGUGAACACUGUUGUCCUGCACCCAAAUCAGACUGAACUGAUAUCAGGAGACCAGAAUGGCAAUAUCCGGGUUUGGGAUUUGACAGCAAAUUCAUGCAGCUGUGAAUUGGUACCAGAAGUUGAUACAGCUGUAAGGUCUCUGACAGUGAUGUUUGAUGGAACCUUGGUAGUCGCUGCAAAUAAUAAUGGAACCUGCUUUGUUUGGCGUUUGUUGAGUGGGACACAGACAAUGACAAAUUUUGAGCCACUUCACAGGCUUCAAGCGCACAAAGGAUACAUCCUUAAGUGCCUUCUUUCGCCUGAAUACUGUGAACCCAAUAGAUACUUGGCAACUACAUCAUCUGAUCAUACGGUCAAGAUAUGGAAUGUUGACAACCGUUUCACCUUGGAGAAAACUUUAUCUGGGCAUGAACGGUGGGUGUGGGACUGUGUUUUUUCUGUAGAUGGUGCCUACCUAAUAACAGCUUCCUCGGAUGGAAGUGCAAAGCUUUGGUCAAUGUCAAGUGGUGAAGUCAUCCAAACAUAUCAAGGGCAUCACAAAGCUGUUGUUUGCUGUGCUCUAAAUGAUGGAGCUGAAGUGUCUUCUUCAUAACCCUUUUACGUUAACUUCCCAUUUUGUAACAAAUAAGUUUCUAAUCUUUGUUAUUGUAUUUCGACUGAUCUGCUUAUGUACAUAGUUUUUUCUUUACAUAGAUUGUCGUAGCAUUGGAAAAGUGAGUUGAAGUUUGAUUUUCACACCAAAAAAAAAAAAAGAAAAAGGUGAGCUCUCUAUUGAAAAUAAAACGCUCAGCCUAAAACGUUCA
Messenger RNA from Chenopodium quinoa (quinoa), 1457 nucleotides. RefSeq names its product protein LST8 homolog. Gene Ontology annotation, cellular component: TORC1 complex; TORC2 complex. Bases 293 to 1246 code for a protein of 317 amino acids. NCBI's taxonomy places the organism in Eukaryota, Viridiplantae, Streptophyta, Magnoliopsida, Caryophyllales, Amaranthaceae. Gene Ontology annotation, biological process: TOR signaling; regulation of actin cytoskeleton organization. Gene Ontology annotation, molecular function: protein binding. The transcript is spliced from 10 exons. The record is from RefSeq and is a predicted model, not a curated record.